AUGCAUUUCUGCAGCUCCAACUAAAUCAUUAACUGAAAAUCUACACAAAGCAAUGGCUUCGAUGCUUAGCUCCGGAACUGUUCUUAGGCCAACCACAUUUCUCGGCCAGACCAAAAAUGCUAACCCUCUUAGAGACGCUGUUCCUAUAUGCACUCCCAAAUAUACCAUGAGAAAUGAACUGUGGUAUGGACCAGACAGAGUGAAGUAUUUGGAACCCUUUUCAGCUCAGACUCCAUCUUACUUGACCCGUGAGUUCCCUGGUGACUAUGGUUGGGACAUUGCUGGUUUGUCUGCUGAUCCUGAGGCCUUUGCCCGGAACAGGGCUCUUGAGGUAAUCCAUGGGAGAUGGGCAAUGUUGGGAGCAUUAGGCUGCAUCACACCAGAAGUGCUCCAGAAAUGGGUUCGGGUCGAUUUAAAGGAACCAGUAUGGUUCAAGGCAGGAGCUCAAAUCUUUUCGGAAGGUGGAAUGGAUUACUUGGGCAACCCAAACCUCGUCCAUGCUCAAAGCAUCCUCGCCGUCCUUGGAUUCCAAGUCAUCCUGAUGGGGCUCAUCGAAGGAUUUCACAUCAACGGUCUCCCUGGUGUUGGGGAAGGCAUCAAUCUUUACAAACAUUCAAACAAAAUUAUAAACAUCUUACAUCACCAACAACCCAGAAUUAUACACAAACUAAACCAAACUAUUCAAACAAGGCAGCCUCAACAAAUCCCUGUUUGUCUUAUGCACAUAUGAUGAUCUCUUCCACCA
Molecule: messenger RNA, 745 nt
Organism: Hibiscus syriacus
Lineage: Eukaryota; Viridiplantae; Streptophyta; Magnoliopsida; Malvales; Malvaceae
Product: chlorophyll a-b binding protein 3, chloroplastic-like
Exons: 3
Coding region: 53-730 (225 amino acids)
Biological process (GO): response to light stimulus; photosynthesis, light harvesting in photosystem I
Cellular component (GO): plastoglobule; chloroplast envelope; chloroplast thylakoid membrane
Source: RefSeq, a predicted model, not a curated record